Lucilia cuprina (Australian sheep blowfly) is the source of this 1378-nucleotide messenger RNA. RefSeq names its product brachyurin. The transcript has a single exon. Bases 145 to 1011 code for a protein of 288 amino acids. Lineage: Eukaryota; Metazoa; Arthropoda; Insecta; Diptera; Calliphoridae. Gene Ontology annotation, biological process: proteolysis. Gene Ontology annotation, molecular function: serine-type endopeptidase activity. The record is from RefSeq and is a predicted model, not a curated record.
AAAAAAAAUAAAAAACAAAAACUUUUAAAGACUUUAAAGAAGAAGAAGAAAAAAAGUGUUAUAAAAAGUGAAUUUUUUAAUAAAAAAAAGUGUUAAAUAAUAAACUUAAAAAGAAAAGAAACAAAUUAAGAAAAAAAAAGAAAAAUGUUGGGCCUAAGAACUUUUUUAGUGGCCUGUUUGGCUGUAAUGAUUUUGAAUAUUCUAAAUGUAACAGAUGCCUAUGCUAUAGGACAAUCAAAAUUGGGACGCAUAGAAAAAUUUCCCUAUCAGGUGAUGUUAAUUGGCAAACAGCUGUGGCGCAAGCGCAUUCUAUGUGGUGGCACUUUAUUAGACAAUCGAUGGAUUUUAACUGCCGGCCAUUGCACUAUGGGUGUAACACAUUUUGAUGUGUACUUGGGCACUAAGAGUGUUGAUGAAUCUUUGGAAUCGGGCAAAGUUAUCUUGAGAAGCAAUAAAUUUAUAGUACAUGAAAGAUUUAAUCCUGUUACGGCUGCCAAUGAUAUAGCUUUGGUUAAAUUACCCGAAGAUGUGCAAUUUACUGCACGCAUUAAACCCGCCACUUUACCCUAUAGCAUGAAAAGUAAUCAAUUUACCGGUUCCAAAGUAGUAGCCACCGGUUGGGGUGCUGCUGGUGAAACUAGAAACUCGGAUCCCAUGCAAUAUACUGAACUUAAAGUCAUCUCGAAUGCUGAGUGUGCUAAUGAAUUUGAUGUUAUAACCGAUGGUGUUAUGUGUGCUAAGGGUUUAAAAGAUGAAACUGUUUGCUCUGGUGAUUCAGGCGGCCCUUUGGUCUUAAAGGGUACACAAAUGGUAGUGGGUAUUACUAGUUUUGGUCCAGCUGAUGGUUGUGAAACUAAUAUUCCUGGGGGUUUUACACGUGUGACCCAUUAUCUAGAUUGGAUUGAUGCUAAAAUUGGUAACAGUCAGCAAACUCAACAUAGACAAACACAACAUAAUCAACACAGACAACAUUUACACUUAAGGGCUGGAGAUCAUCAAAAUGCCAUAUAGACAUUUUGGGGAAACAUCUCCCCUGUCCCCCCUUAAACUAAGCAAAUGGCUGUGUUAAUUAAGGAUGUUGCUGUUACACUAGCAGUAACAUCUGCAACAAUUUAUCUCAUAUUUGACUGACUGAAAUUUAUAGCUUUAUUUUUUUUCUAAUAACAAGUUAUUAUAGUUUUUAAGUGUUAGGAAUUUCAAAUUUUUUUUCUAGUUAAAAAAAAUUCUGUUAAAAUUCCUCUAAAUUAUUACCAGAAACAAAAACUGGCCAAUUUUUUUUGAGCCAAUUAAAUCAUUUUUUAUAUUUAAAUGUGUUAAGAAAAAAAAUUGCCUUUCAAUUUGGUUGUGAUAAGCAAAAAAAAUUUUUAUUUAAAUUAAU